AUGCUGAUUCCACCUCAGAUCUCUGUCGACAACCAUCCCCAAAGCACCAGCACCCUCUACGGUAUUGUCACGUACCAGGCAGCAGAUUGCCUGCCCAGUCUCAGCAGUGACACCUACGGACCCUACACCAGUCCACAGAGAAGUACCAGCACCCUCUACGGUAUUGUCACGUACCAGGCAGCAGAUUGCCUGCCCAGUCUCAGCAGUGACACCUACGGACCCUACACCAGUCCACAGAGAGUGCUCAUGAUGCUGGAUAAAAUCGGAAUGGAGUUUGUUGGUGGGAAAGGAGAGUCUCAUGCUAAUAUUGCGGAAGGCCUGGCCACCGCGCUGCUGUGCUUUGAGGAUCUCCAGCCCAAGCAUGCCAACGCAGUGCCUCAGAAACACUGCAUCCUGGUCUGUAACUCCCCACCGUACAUGAUGCCGGUCAGGGAGACACCCGCCUUUGAUGGGCACAAUGUGGAGCAGCUGGCUUCAGUACUUAGCGAGAGGAACAUCCAUCUGUCCAUUUUGUCCCCUCGUAAGAUUCCAGCACUGUUCAAGUUUUUGUUACGUAAUGCAAUUUCCGUUAACAAUUUCUUGUUUGUGUGUUGCAGUCUGAAGGAGAGACCUGUCAGCCCUGGUCCAGGCCCCACUGCCCCUCACCCCUCCACCUUGCCCAUCCCCUCCAUGUCCUCACCUCUGCCCUCCACUAACAGCCCUCUGUCAGCACCGGCCCAGCAGCCUCAGCCCAUCUUCAAGCCCACACAAGCCACACCUCAGGUUCUGAUGGGGACACAGCAGCAGGCCCCGACACAGGCCCAGGCACAGACCCCCGCCCAGACCCCCACAGCUCCACAGACGGUCCAACAGCCUCGUGGAGCUGCUCCGUUCACUCCUGGCUAUCACCCCAACAUGAUGCAGCAGAACCGCCCCCGCUGGCCCAUGAUGCCCCCACAGAACCGAGCUCCGUACCCCAAUACGAGCUCACAAGGCAGUGUUGGAGCUCCUACACUCAUAGCCCAGCUCACACAACCUCCCACCGCCAUGGUUAACCCUCAAUUCUCCAAUACCAUAGUCUCCAGCCAUCUGAUUAUUCUCGUGCAGAAGGGUUGGUUGGUGAUGACCAACCAGACGCAGCCGGCUCCACAGUCGCAACCCUCGCAGCAGCCGCCCCAGGCAAGCCGAGAACGUCACACUAUCUGGCAGGGCGUGUUGGAGUGGAUCGAGAAGUCCAAAACACCCAACGAUGCCCAGAAGAACACAAGACAUGUGCCCUGUCAAGUCUCUGCCCACAGCAAGGACGGAGAGCCAGAACUGAAAGCUGACUCUUGGCCUCAGAAGCUGAUUAUGCAGCUGAUGCCCAAACAGCUGAUAGGAAACAUUGGCGGAGCGUACCUCAAAAACUCCAAAUCAGUUCUGUUCCACCCCCAGCCCUGCGAGGCUCUCGAGUCCCUCACGAAAGUCAUGAGUUCCGGUUUUGUAAGUAUCAUAUAGUCAUAUAUAUACAAG
Molecule: messenger RNA, 1491 nt
Organism: Homalodisca vitripennis (glassy-winged sharpshooter)
Lineage: Eukaryota; Metazoa; Arthropoda; Insecta; Hemiptera; Cicadellidae
Product: mediator of RNA polymerase II transcription subunit 25-like
Biological process (GO): positive regulation of transcription by RNA polymerase II
Cellular component (GO): mediator complex; transcription regulator complex
Source: RefSeq, a predicted model, not a curated record